CGCUGCUAGGCGUUGUUGAGAAGUCCCUAGAAGAUGACGGUCUUUUGUGCCCUUAGCCUGCGAUGUUCGGACUUCGUUGCCUAGAGGAGUUGUUGCUAGGCGUGUAGGCUGCAGCGAAUGUGCUUUCUGUGUGUGAGUACGCUCCGAGUGGAGAAUCAGGACCGCUGUCCACGCUUCCUCCCUGCAGGUGCUGAGAAGUGCAAGAUCCCCAUACCUCUCAAAAUGUCUGUCGGUGACCGUGAGGAGAUUCUCAAGUACUAUGAGUUACAUGAAACAAUUGGAACAGGUGGAUUUGCAAAGGUAAAACUUGGACGCCAUCUUCUCACUGGUGAAAAAGUUGCAAUAAAAAUCAUGGACAAACUUGCUCUAGGGGAUGACUUGCCUCGUGUUAAAACAGAAAUUGAUGCCAUGAAGAACUUAAGUCACCAGCAUAUAUGCCAGCUGUAUCACGUGAUAGAGACAUCCAAGAAGAUAUUCAUGGUCUUGGAGUACUGUCCCGGAGGCGAGCUGUUUGACUACAUCAUUUCUAAAGACCACCUUUCAGAAGAGGAAGCUCGUGUGUUUUUUCGGCAGAUUGUUUCAGCAAUUGCUUAUGUUCAUAGUCAGGGAUAUGCCCACCGGGAUCUCAAACCAGAAAAUCUGCUGAUUGAUGAGGAACAUAAUUUGAAGCUGAUAGACUUUGGACUUUGUGCAAAGCCAAAGGGUGGCCUUGAUUACCAUCUGAACACAUGUUGUGGAAGCCCUGCUUAUGCAGCACCAGAGCUGAUUCAGGGCAAAGCAUAUAUUGGAUCAGAGGCAGAUAUUUGGAGUAUGGGAGUACUGCUAUAUGCUCUGCUGUGUGGCUAUCUCCCUUUUGAUGAUGACAAUGUCAUGGCUGUCUACAGGAAGAUAAUGAGAGGAAAAUACAGUAUUCCAAAAUGGCUCUCUCCUAGCAGUACGCUACUACUUAACCAAAUGCUGCAGGUGGACCCAAAGAAGCGGAUUACAGUUAAACAUCUGUUAAAUCACCCUUGGCUCAUGCAAGGUUAUUCUGAUGCUGUUCAGUGGCAAAGUAAAUACCCACUGGGACAUCUUGAUGAAGAUUGCGUUACAGAGCUUUCUGUGUUUCAUAAACAGAGCAGGGAGAGCAUUUUGGAAUUAAUAUCAGAGUGGAAAUAUGACCAAAUGUCAGCAACAUAUCUCUUGCUUCAAUCAAAGAAGGCUCGUGGCAAGCAUAUUUCCUUAAGAGUUCCACAUCUGAAGGGGCAUGCGAGUAGAACACAAUCAGCAGGCCUUGAGUCUGAAAACACUACGAUAUAUGAAGAUACUCCAAACUGCAGUGAAGUGCCAUAUGCAUUUGGAUCCAUGGAAUUUUCUGAUGCAGCUUCGCUGUUUGAAGAGCCUCCAUUAGAAGAAUUUAUUCUAAAUAAUCACAGAAUAAAGCAGCAUUCAAGGCAUGAUGCUCAGCUGGAUGGUACAGAAUUCACACUGUCAACUCCAGUGACAAGGAAAAUGGCAUCAAACAAGCAUGAAAUCAAAGAGAAUGUUGAUACAGCGUCACCUUUAAGUAUUGAGAGCGCAUUUGCACUUCCUGCUCCAAACGCUCCUUUUGCGAAGCAUCAGAUUGAAACACAGUUACAAACUAUACCCUUUCAGGCAGCUGCGUUCAAAGAGAAUCAGUUCACUGGAGUCACCCCAGCUGAGAAAACCAGAAACCUGAGGAACACAAAUGAAUUGACAGCAGCUGAGGUGCUUCCCAAAAAAAGGUGUCAUUCUGUGGAAUUAGAUACGGACCUAACUCGUGUGGGUAGCAGCCAAAAGAAGAGAAAAACCAAAAUAUUUGGAAGUCUUGAAAGAAGCCUAGAUAAAGUGAUCACAAUGCUUACACCAAGCAAAAAGAAAUGCUCCACUAGAGAUCACCCAAGGAAACUUAAGGCACACUACAAUGUUACCUCCACUCAGCUACUGAAUCCAGACCAGCUCUUGAAUGAAAUAAUCACUGUUCUUUCAAAGAAUCAUGUGGAAUAUGUUCAGAAGGGCUGAGCUGUAACCAGCCUCUCUGCAGCAAUGUUUCUGCACAGGAGAGUGGUCUUGUCCUGGAAAAACAAUGGGGAGUGUCACCAUCCUUCCAGCUCUGCACUCUGAGAAUGGGGGUCUGUGGCUAGCAGUGGUCCUAUGGCUGGGUAGGACAUUAGUGCCACAUGCUGCUACUUGAGCAUAACGAUAAUGUUCUUGGACUACAGUAUUCAAAGCUCUCAGUUCACUGAAUUCUGGGCUGUUUCCCUGUAGUCUCAAUAGCAGUAGCACAAUUUCUUUAAAGUACUUUUAUUAAUUCAAAAUUGUGUUAGAAAACAAACAUUAAAUAUUUCAAUGAUUAUUUUGUUUCCUUUGUUUUGUACAGUUAUACCCUCAAAUGUCAAACACGGUCGCAUGUUGGCAAAGUAGCUAUGGAGUUUGUGUUAGAAGUGUGUCAGCUCAGCAGACCUGAAGUAGUG
Molecule: messenger RNA, 2474 nt
Organism: Pezoporus flaviventris
Lineage: Eukaryota; Metazoa; Chordata; Aves; Psittaciformes; Psittacidae
Gene: MELK
Product: maternal embryonic leucine zipper kinase
Exons: 17
Coding region: 118-2022 (634 amino acids)
Biological process (GO): microtubule cytoskeleton organization; intracellular signal transduction; protein phosphorylation
Cellular component (GO): cytoplasm
Molecular function (GO): protein serine/threonine kinase activity; ATP binding; tau-protein kinase activity
Source: RefSeq, a predicted model, not a curated record